GAUGACUUUGGAUGAUGUUUAAAAGUAUUUAAGGAAUAUAUUAAAAAAAAUCCCAAACUCAAGUGGGAAAUCUCUAUAAGCUAUAAAUACGUCCAUGAGAACAGGAAAUGGAUGAAUGUCAUACUGUUAGUGCUACUAACACGAACUAAUUAUUUCCUUGUUUUCAUGCAGCAUGACAGCAUCCGCCCAGUCAUCCUACGUCGACGCUCUUCUUCUGACUUGACUAAGCCUAAAUUUGGUACCAUGCCCCUGAUUUCUCUGCAUGGAGACAGCACUAAUCCAAUCAUGCUAUCUGCUAAUCAAACCUUGCACCGCUUACACACUCGAAGGACAUUGUCCAUGUUUUUUCCAAUGAAAAUGCAUCAAGAUUCAGAACAGCAGGAGCCAGCAGACUCAGAGCCUGUCUAUGAAGAGGUGGGCAGCUUUACAGACAUGGAUUUUCUGGAACCCAACCACUCCUUGCUGUCUCCUAUGGAUCAGGCUAAGAAACCAAUUAGUUUUUCAGACCAGGUGAUGUCCAGCAUGCUGCCCUCUUGUCUGCUUCCCAGAGCAUCUGGGACUGACUUAGCAAAACCAUGCUGCUUUGAGAGGACCUUUCAGGUGGAGCCAAAUAAAGAGAAUCUCAGUGACAGAACCCCAGGACACAGAGUGAUUCCAACUGUCUCUAUAGAACAACAGACUAAGCCGCCUCAAGCACAGGUUGCCCUGGAUAAGGAAGAGGGCCAACCUACUGCAGAUCCAACUCUCCAUCGAGAAAUUUCAGCUGAAGUGGAGACUCAGUUCUGCUCUUGCAUGGAGAAUGAUUGUGAUGGGAAUAGGGAACCUGCCAGCCUUACUGAUGACAGUAGCAUGUCCUUUUGGUGGCCUGACCACGCCAAGUAGACAGUAGCUUUUCCAGCCAGAGCUGGUCUGCUUUGAUGUAGCAACUUCAUCCCUUCAAGCCUGAGGUCAGUUCCAUGUGCAUCUCCUUGGCAACCCUGAGCAUGGAGCUGGUAGGAUCUGAAAGAACAAAGAUGGUAAGUACCAAAAAUACUCUAUUUUAUUGGAGUCCCAUUGCAGAUCCAUUCCCAGCAGGAUAAAGUACUACUCUGGAUUUCCUACAAACCUGAAGCUGCUGUCUUACCUGUUUGCUUUAC
Molecule: messenger RNA, 1136 nt
Organism: Python bivittatus (Burmese python)
Lineage: Eukaryota; Metazoa; Chordata; Lepidosauria; Squamata; Pythonidae
Source: RefSeq, a predicted model, not a curated record